UGUGUGCCCGCAUUUUUUAUUUUGCUUUUCAGGCUCAGCAAAGUCCUUGCCAUUAUGCAAAAUCUGACAGGAUUUCCAAGCAAUUCAACAUCCAGCAACACCACAUCCAUCAUCCUAAAAGUGUGUGUGGUGAUCCCGCUGUUCAGUGUCUUUCUCUACUGCAUUCUUUUGAUGCUGCAUACAUUUGCCUCACACCGGCAAUUCUUUGACAGUUCUCGUUACAUCCUAUUUGCCUACAUGCUGGUCAAUGACACAUUGCAGUUACUCUCUUCUGUGCUGCUCUUUUUAUUUAUGAUGGGCAAUGUGAAGUUUGCCAUUAUCUACUGUGCACCACUGCUCUUUGUCUCUGUUGCCACAUUUCAGAAUGGCCCAUUAAUACUAGCUGCCAUGUCUCUGGAACGUUAUGUUGCUAUCUUCUAUCCACUGUGCCGGCCAAUCUCCUGGAGGCCUGAAAAAAUUUGGGUGAUUGCUUUGAGCUUGUGGGUGAUCAGCUGUAUCCCUCCUACGGUGGAUUUUAUCCUAAUGCGCCCCAACGUGGACUGGAAUGUCUUCAUCACCCCAGUGGCCUGCAAAUCCACAGUACUCAAUGGUUUGCCCAUCCAGACUCUUUUCAAAGUGGCUGUAAACAUACUCUUCUUUGCUGCAGUGGCCAUCAUCAUUCUUUUCACAUACAUUCGAAUCCUUCUGGAAACUCAAAAGAUGCGCCAGGACCGUGCCUCAGUUACCAAAGCCCUGCACACUGUGUUGUUACAUGGACUGCAACUGCUUCUCAGUGUUAUGGUCUUCACAUUUCCUAUUACUGAAAACCUAAUUGUGUUGAACAUUAGAUGGAUGCAGGAAGAUAUUCAAUUUUUCAACUACUUUUGCUUUGUUUUGCUUCCACGCUUUCUCAGCCCACUCAUUUAUGGCCUCAGAGAUGAGAGCCUAAGGAACUACAUGAAAAAAGCUAUGCCUUGCUUUAGGGAUCAUAUUGAGCCACAUGAAGUAGGCAAAAUUACAAAUUGA
Molecule: messenger RNA, 1005 nt
Organism: Clarias gariepinus (North African catfish)
Lineage: Eukaryota; Metazoa; Chordata; Actinopteri; Siluriformes; Clariidae
Product: odorant receptor 131-2-like
Exons: 2
Coding region: 55-1005 (316 amino acids)
Biological process (GO): G protein-coupled receptor signaling pathway
Cellular component (GO): membrane
Molecular function (GO): G protein-coupled receptor activity
Source: RefSeq, a predicted model, not a curated record